Molecule: messenger RNA, 4371 nt
Organism: Lemur catta (Ring-tailed lemur)
Lineage: Eukaryota; Metazoa; Chordata; Mammalia; Primates; Lemuridae
Gene: MPHOSPH8
Product: M-phase phosphoprotein 8
Exons: 14
Coding region: 86-2674 (862 amino acids)
Cellular component (GO): cytoplasm; nucleus
Molecular function (GO): protein binding
Source: RefSeq, a predicted model, not a curated record
UAAGGCCGAGCGCGGAGCGCGAGGAGCUGCUGGGUGUGUGUCGCAGCCAGUUUCCCUCGGCGGUUUGCUGAGCUCCUGCGCUGCCAUGGAGCCGGCUGUGGAGGGAGCGAGCGCGACCGCAGCCGCUGUGUCAGGUGCCCACACCAAUGAUGACUCCCCCGAAGUCGAAAAAGGAGUCGGAGCGGCGGUUGAGAAGAAGGACGCCGCCGCCGCGAAAGGAUCGGAGCCCGGUGGGGAGAGCGAGGAGGACGGAGAGGAUGUGUUCGAGGUGGAGAAGAUCCUGGACAUGAAGAUCGAGGGGGGUAAAGUGCUUUACAAAGUCCGCUGGAAAGGGUAUACGUCAGAAGAUGAUACCUGGGAGCCUGAGAUUCAUUUGGAGGACUGUAAAGAGGUGCUUCUUGAUUUUAGGAAGAAAGUUGCGGAGAACAGAGCCAGAGCAAUUAAGAAGGACAUUCAGAGACUAUCCUUAAAUAAUGAUAUAUUUGAGGCAAACUCCGAUAGUGAUCAGCAAAGUGAGACCAAAGAAGAUACUUCCCCGAGGAAGAAAAAGAAAAAAUUAAGGUAUAGAGAAGAGAAAAGCCCAGAUGAUCUGAAAAAGAAAAAAGUAAAGACUGGGAAACUGAGAGAUAAAUCCAAACCAGACCUGGAGAGCCCCUCGGAAAGUUUAGUCUUUGAUUUAAGGACAAAGAAAAGGAUUUUGGAAGCCAAAGAAGAAUUAAAGGAGUCCAAAAAGCCCAAAAAAGAUGAAAUAAAAGAAACUAAAGAAGUAAAGAAAGUUAAAAAAGGUGAAACAAGAGAUUUAAAGAUUAAAAUAAGAGAAGAUCCCAAAGAAAACAGAAAAACAAAGAAAGAGAAAUGUGUUGAAUCUCAGGUGGAAUUUGAAUCAAGUGCACUUAAUGAUUCCCCGUUGCAGGAGCAAGACAGUGAAGAUUUACAUUCUGACAAUAGAGAAGAGAAACAAAACAUUAAAAGUGCAAAAGAUAGAGCAGGGCAGGAUGCAGGGCAGGACCAACCUCCUGAUAAACAGCUGGACAGCGUUGGGAGUGCUGACGAGGAUGCUGAUGUCAAGGCCAAGAGGAAAAAAAAAACCCUGAGAAAGGCUGAGGAACCCAAAGAGAACAGGAAGCUAGAAAACAGGAAUGCUUUCUUAGAGAAGAAAACUGUGCCCAAAAAGCAGAAGAAUCAAGAUAAAGGCAAAAGUACCACUGAGUUAGAAAAGCUGACGCCUGCCUCUGCCCAGAAGCAAAAGGGUUUGAGGUUGGGUGGGGAAGAGCGAGGCCUCAGGUCCACUGACCCGACGACGGAGGAGGAGAAAGAGACCAAAAAAAAUGAACCCAAAGAAAAAUACCAGAAAAGGCAUGAUUCAGACAAGGAAGAAAAAGGCCGAAAAGAGCCGAGGGGAUUAAAGACACUUAAGGAAAUCAGAAAUGCAUUUGACUUAUUUAAAUUAACUCCAGAAGAAAAAAAUGAUGUUCCUGAUAGUAACCGGAAACGAGAAGAAAUACCACUGGACUGCAAAACCACAGAAGAUCACAAAACCAAGGAAAGCAAGGAGUUACUUAAAGAAAGGAGAAGUACAAGAGACGAAACGGAUACUUGGGCAUACAUUGCUGCAGAAGGUGACCAGGAGGUUUUGGACAGUCUGUACCAAAUGGAUGAGAAUGCGGAUGGCCGGCAACAUAUUUUGAGUUUGGGCAUGGACUUGCAGUUGGAAUGGAUGAAAUUAGAAGAUUUUCAAAAGCAUCUUGAUGGGGAAGAUGAGAAUUUUGCUACAGCUGAUGCAAUUCCAAGUAAUUUGUUGAGGGAUGCUGUGAAAAAUGGGGAUUAUGUUACUGUAAAGGUUGCACUUAAUUCAAAUGAAGAAUAUAACCUGGACCAAGAGGAUGCCAGCGGGAUGACACUGGUGAUGCUCGCUGCGGCAGGAGGACAGGAUGACCUCCUGCGACUCCUCAUCACUAAAGGUGCCAAAGUGAACGGCCGGCAGAAGAACGGGACCACUGCCCUUAUUCACGCUGCUGAGAAGAACUUUCUAACCACAGUGGCCAUCCUUUUGGAAGCGGGAGCUUUCGUGAAUGUCCAGCAGAGCAACGGCGAGACGGCGCUGAUGAAGGCCUGUAAGAGGGGAAAUUCGGACAUCGUACGACUUGUAAUUGAAUGUGGAGCUGACUGCAAUAUUUUGUCAAAGCACCAAAACAGUGCCCUGCACUUUGCAAAGCAGUGUAACAAUGUGCUCGUGUACGACUUGCUGAAGAGCCAUUUAGAGACACUUUCAAGAGUAGCGGAAGAAACAAUAAAGGAUUACUUUGAAGCUCGUCUUGUUCUACUAGAACCAGUCUUUCCAAUAGCAUGUCAUCGACUCUGUGAGGGGCCAGAUUUUUCAACAGAUUUUAGUUACAAACCCCCACAGAACAUUCCGGAAGGCUCUGGCAUCCUGUUGUUCAUUUUCCAUGCAAACUUUUUGGGUAAAGAAGUCAUUGCUCGCCUCUGUGGACCAUGUAGUGUACAAGCUGUGGUUUUAAAUGAUAAAUUUCAACUUCCUGUUUUUCUGGACAGUCAUUUUGUUUACUCAUUCAGCCCCGUUGCAGGCCCCAAUAGACUCUUCAUAAGGUUGUCGGAAGCACCCUCUGCUAAGGUGAAGUUGCUAAUAGGAGCAUACAGAGUGCAGCUGCAGUGACCAAGCAGAAAGGAUUGGGAUGCAGUUAUUUUCAGACCGAUUCCUAAAUAUUCUCUAUGAAGCAGUUUGGAAUUCUUCUGGCACAUGUCAAACUUUCACAUGUAAAGUUUUGUCUGCAAACCUCCUGUGGUGUAAGCCUGUCGUCUGUUGUAGUCUGUAAGCUGGGAUGCAGAUGUGUUUGUGCCAGUGUUGGGGAAUCUCAGUGUUGUGUCCAGACUGCGUAUUUUCAGUUUUUCCACAAUGUGGAUGGUACCUAUGAGGAUUAUUUAAGGAAAUUAAAGACUUUUUUUUUUUAACUUGAAAUUUUCUACUAGCCACAGUGAAUUUCUGUGUUAAAAAAAAGGGGGGUGGGGAGGGGGGAAUAUUCAACUAUAAAGCAUUUGCUUAUAGCAAGGGAGCUGUGUUAUAUUCAAUUUACCCAAUGCCAAAUAAGUGUGGAUCUGCUGCCCUGGAAGGGUGAUUAAUGUGGCAAUGGGGGAGAGGCCUGAUCUUUUCUAAUCUACAGCUGCCACAUAUUCCCCAAGCAGAAAGGGUGGCGGUGGCAGUAACUCAGUAAAAGUGCAGUAAUCACUUAUCCUUUCAAAUGCUAACAGGGUAAUAAAAUGAAAAUCUAAGAUGUAGCAAGAGUACAAACCAGGACAUUAUGAGGCCUAAAAGAAUAUUAAAUGUAAACUUUUAGACUUGUUCUUGGAAUCUCAAGUAAUUUUGAAAAGCCACAUCCCGUGCCCUUGUUGUGAACACUAACCGGGAAGACCAGCCUCAGAUCCCAGCCACGCCUGGCUGUCCCAGGGGCUGAGUCAGGCUGUGCCUCUGGGGAAGAGCUCCUGCUUCUGUAGACGGCCCCACAGGUCUAAUUCUUACAUCCUCUUAAAUAUUUGGCGAACACUCAUAAAAAUCAAGCUCAGUCUGGAUUUUGAAAAUUGUUUAGUUCCUCAUUAGUUUAUAACUGUAUGAAAUAUUUUAAUGCAGGUUUUUCAGACUAUCACAUUACGAUGUUACACCCACAUACAUUGUGUAGCCAUUUCAGAGAACCAUUUUACUUUACAUCCUAAAACUGCCUUUUCCCAUAGUUUCCUCAAUAAAACAACACAAUGUUGGUCUAUUUGCUUUUUAUCUCAAGUCUCAGGAUGUCAUCUGUUAUCUCAAAAUUAUGCCUAAGACGAACAGCCUUACAGGACCAGAUCAGAAGGUAGGAUCUGCCUUUAUCAAGGUAGGGCUAACAUUGAAACUAACCCAAACAGAAAAUCUGCACACAGUUCUGUUAGUAGCUUAGGCUGAGGAAAAGCAGGACACAUACGACAGUUAUCAAAAAACUGAUUCAUGAAAAUGACAGAGGAUUUUGAAAUUUUAAUACUUCGUGCAGUUAACGUUUCACAGCAUAAAGUUUUAAACUUAGUCCCAAAUCUCUGCCCAGUGAAGACCACUUACUUACGGAAGCCACACCGCCUGCCUUCGUCUUACGCCGACUUGCAGAUACGCUCCUCCUCACAGACCAAAGCCGGGUUUUCAGACGUGACUUCUCCCUCCAAGCAUCUUGAUUUAAUUUAUAAAACAAAGAACCUGAAUAAAAAUGGAAAUCCUUAACCACAGAAAAUGUGCCCUUGAGGCAUGUUUUAAAAUGUAAAGUGUUAGAUUUACUCCAAAAUGUACUUAAAUGGAAUAAUAAAUUCAUAAGUGAAAUAAAAUGUUUCCUGUCA